Messenger RNA from Haemorhous mexicanus (house finch), 2669 nucleotides. RefSeq names its product insulin like growth factor binding protein 4 (gene IGFBP4). The coding region runs from base 16 to 807 and encodes 263 amino acids. NCBI's taxonomy places the organism in Eukaryota, Metazoa, Chordata, Aves, Passeriformes, Fringillidae. Gene Ontology annotation, biological process: regulation of insulin-like growth factor receptor signaling pathway. The transcript is spliced from 4 exons. Gene Ontology annotation, cellular component: extracellular region. The record is from RefSeq and is a predicted model, not a curated record. Gene Ontology annotation, molecular function: insulin-like growth factor II binding; insulin-like growth factor I binding.
CGGAGCGGGGCCGCCAUGCGCCCGGGGCCGGGGCUGCCGGGGCUGCCGGUGCUGCCGGUGGUGCUGGCGCUUCUGGCGGCGGCGGCGCGGCCGGGCAGCUGCGAGGAGGCGAUCCAGUGCCCGCCGUGCUCGGAGGAGCGGCUGGCGCGGUGCAAGGCUCCGCAGGGCUGCGCGGAGCUGGUGCGGGAGCCGGGCUGCGGGUGCUGCGCGACCUGCGCGCUGCCCCGCGGCACCGCCUGCGGCGUCUACACCGCGCGCUGCGGUGCGGGGCUGCGCUGCUACCCCCCCCGCGGCGAGCCCCGGCCCCUCCGCACCCUCAUGCACGGCCAGGGCAUCUGCACAGACCUGGCCGACGUCGAGGCCAUCCAGGAGAGCCUCCAGCCCCCAGAGAAGGAGGAGAUUGACCACCCCAACAACAGCUUCAGCCCCUGCAGCAUCCAUGACCGCAAGUGCCUGCAGAAGCAGCAGGCCAAGAGGGUCAACAACGGCAACAAGAUGCGCAGCAGCGGGAGCCCUCACCACCGCGAGGACACGCGCGUCAUGGCACAGGGCUCGUGCCAGAGCGAGCUGCACCGGGCGCUGGAGAGGCUGGCGGCCUCGCAGACCCGGACGCACGAGGACCUCUAUGUCAUCCCCAUCCCCAACUGCGACCGCAACGGCAACUUCCACCCCAAGCAGUGUCACCCGGCGCUGGACGGGCAGCGGGGCAAGUGCUGGUGUGUGGACCGCAAGACGGGGGUGAAGCUGCCGGGCUUCCUGGAGCUGAAGGGGGACUUGGACUGUCACCAGCUGGCCGACAGCAUGUGAGCGUGACCGCGGUGGCCCCGCGCCAUGCAGGGCCAGGACCCCCGCCGGGGCUGCCUGGGAGAGAAGGAGAGGGGACGUGACUGCUGAGCAGUGCCGGGGGAGCCCGGGAUGCGCCUGGGAUCGCGCCGCGCUCCGUGCCCGCGGCACCGCCAUGACCACUAUCAGCCACCGCCAGGGACCGCGGCGAGCACCGGCCGCGCCUCCACCCCGCACGGACACGGCUUGGAUGAUGCUGCCCCGGGCAUGGGGUCGGGCUGCCUGGGUGGAGUGGGUGGGGGGCACCCUUGAUGCUGCUGCUGCUGCUGCUGCCCCGUGGUACCCCCGGUUUUCAGCCUGGCCCCGCAGGUAACCUUGGACACCUGGCAGCUCGCGGGGUGCGGUGGCAGCAUCGCAUUUGCAGCUCAGUGCCCUCCAUGCCAUACCUCUGCACGGGCAGCAGCAGAAGUGCCUCGUCCUGCCCUCCCUGGUGGCGGGAGGCUGCCCAGGCAAGGACUGGGGGACCUGGAGAGACCCCCCUGCCUGCAUCCCACCCUGAGUGUGUGUGUGUGAAGGGCAGUGUGGCUGCUCAGAGCAAUAAGAGACCUUCCCUCUCCCUGCUGCAGCCCCCCAGCCCCACAGCCCAGGACCUUCUCCCCACGGCCCAGCCCCAUCCCACUCCCUGUGCAGGGGCAAAGCCUCCCACCCAUCCUGUCUCCCCUUCCUCCCUCCUGGGGUGAGGGGGUCAGGAUCCCCAGGCAAGCAGCAUUAGGGGAAGGAGGAGGGGUGAGGGAUGCCCAGGAAAUGCAUCCCAGGGGGAAGAGCUUCUUUUGGUUUGAGUUUUUUCUUCCUUACCCAAAAUUUAGUAUUUAAAAAAUGUUGUUGGUGGGAUCUAAUAAGUGACUGUGUGGCCCCAAGGCUGGAAUUCUUCAUCCCCUGUGGUGAUGGCUCCUGUCUUCUCUUCUUGGCCAAUGUGACAAAACUGGGAUGGAUUCUGGAAUGUCUCCAUGAUGGGAUCUGCAGAUUUCACCAGCACAAUGUUCUCAGCUGAGAAAUUGUCACUGGUUUUGUACCUGGUUUUUCUUCAAGCUAGGAUGGAAAUUUUUCACAUAAAAAUGCCAUGGAAAGUGUGCCAAAGACAGAGGGGACUUCCCCAAUCCCCUCCUGACCCACCCUCUGGCUCCAUGGCCUCAGUGGUAGGUUUUGGUUUUCCAUGUGGAUUUGUCCUUUCCAAGGCCCCCCAAUGGGAACGAAGCAUUUCAGUUUUAGUGAAACACCCUCUGCCCUCCUGAUCCCUGCCUGCCCUGGGCCCUGCCAGAUCCCUGCCUGCCCUGGCUGCCCGUGGCCCUGCUCACACACAAAUUCUAAACUGAGUCCAUUUACCAGGACAGUCCUCGGGGGGGAGGGGGGUCCCUGUCCCUGCCACCCCUCAGAGCCCCUGCACCAAGGAAGGGAUUCCCGGUGCCAGUCCCGGUGCCAGUCCCGGUGCCAGUCCCCUGGGGCAGCACCACAGCAGGACACAGAGCGGCGGCAGCGCCAGCCUGGCGGCCUCGGCCGCUCCCCGUCUACAGCAGGGCGUGUCCAGCAGGGCCUUUCCUGGUCUGGGGGCUCCUGACAAUGCCGAUGCCCCAGGGCACAUUCUGUGUCCCGCUCCGAGGGCUCCAGCGACUCGUAGCGUCUCUCCUGUAGUUUAGGGCUGUAUUUACACACCACCAUGUACCAGUGUCCCCCACCCACAGCGUGUCCCCUGGAGCCCAAGGGGUCCCUGUCCGUCCCUCCCGGGCCAAGCCCGUCCCAUCAGAUUCCCGUGUAGCACCGACCUUUUACAGUACACUUGAACCUUUGUAUCCUCAAAAAAGGUAAUUACUGUAUUUAAUUUCCCGUUA